AUGACCAUGUCUACAAUACCAGAGAGUCUAAACAGCCCAGUCUCAGGAAAGAACGUGUUCAUGGAAUUUGGGCCACCAAGUCAGCAAAUGUCGCCUUCAUCCAUGAGCCACGGACAUUAUUCAAUGCACUGUUUACACUCCUCCGGACACCCGCAGCACGACAGCGCAUACAGCCCGGCUCCGUCCUUCCCCAGAUCUCUGCCUUAUCCAUACGUCAACUCGGUCGGUAGCCAUUCCUCCAGUCCGUACCUCAGCACCGUGCAGACUUACCCAAACAACUCGGCUUUGGCGCAGACCAGACUGGAGGACCCAG
Sinocyclocheilus rhinocerous is the source of this 313-nucleotide messenger RNA. Its product is annotated as homeobox protein Dlx1a-like. The annotation marks the transcript as partial. The record is from RefSeq and is a predicted model, not a curated record. NCBI's taxonomy places the organism in Eukaryota, Metazoa, Chordata, Actinopteri, Cypriniformes, Cyprinidae. The transcript has a single exon.